UAAUAAAAUUACAAGAUAUAAAAAACCCUAUUCAACUGUGGUAAUUUUUAAUCGAAUAAUUUAAAUUAAAUUAAUAGAAAUGCCAGCGACCUUUUUGCAUCGAUUCGUUUUAAGUGUUGGUUUCUUAUCAUUGUUUCACUCGGCGUAUUCGGCAGCUCAACAUCGUUCGUAUUUACGUUUAAAUGAGUUGGAUUUUUCGCAUUUGCCGCUCGAUAUUAUAAUCCAGGCUUUAAUUAGCCUUUUUGUUAUCAUGUAUGGCGUAAUGAACGUCGCGGGUGAUUUCAAAGAAAUAAAAGCCUCAGCCGAGCUGGAAAACAAGUCUUGGGAGACUUUCCGUAACAUUCCUUCAUUUUACACAUUCAGUCAUCGCGGCAAGUACCUCGCUGUCUCCCAUCAGACGGGAAAUAAAAAACACAAUUGAUUGUAAUUAUUUAUUUGAAAUACUUUUGUAGCGUGCAUUUGUACAUUUAAAAAUAAAUAAUGCCUUUAGUCUUAAUACUUAAAAGAAA
Molecule: messenger RNA, 509 nt
Organism: Tribolium madens (black flour beetle)
Lineage: Eukaryota; Metazoa; Arthropoda; Insecta; Coleoptera; Tenebrionidae
Gene: EMC5
Product: ER membrane protein complex subunit 5
Exons: 3
Coding region: 80-421 (113 amino acids)
Cellular component (GO): plasma membrane; early endosome; Golgi apparatus
Source: RefSeq, a predicted model, not a curated record